AUGUCCUCCGUCCUCCGCACCCUCUCCAAGCACACCCGCACCCUCUCCGCCGCCGCCCGCGCCCCCGUCGCGAGCACCAGCUCCGUCGCCGCGCCCGCCCGCGCCUUCCACUCCCCCUUCGCCGUCCUCGCCUCCUCCGGGUCCCCGCUCACCGUCGCCCCCAAGUCCCCGCCCCCCGCGGGCUACGCCGGCAUCUACGAGAAGAACAUCGAGUACCCCGCCGAGCCCAUCCCCUCCGGCUUCGGCACCCGCACCUACGUCGUCUCCCAGCCCGACCCCGCCAACACGCCCUACUCCGUCCCCGCGGGCGCGUACCCCACCUCCGCCCCCUACGUCGCGUACCCCCGCGCAGACGCGCCCCCGGCCGAGCCUGGCGCCCAGUUCGCGUCCGCGAGCACCGGCUUCGCCCACCCGCUCUCCCAGCGCGUGCUCUCGGGCGAGCUCCCGGACGUGAACCCGUCGCCGCUGCACGAGAACGCGGAGAAGUUCUCGAAACUCGGCGUCGACAACGCUUGGAAGGCCCGCAAGUGA
Molecule: messenger RNA, 531 nt
Organism: Epithele typhae
Lineage: Eukaryota; Fungi; Basidiomycota; Agaricomycetes; Polyporales; Epitheliaceae
Exons: 1
Coding region: 1-531 (176 amino acids)
Source: RefSeq, a predicted model, not a curated record